UAGUUGUCUGCACUGUGCAGUCUGCUUGUCAAAAUUCAUCACAUUAAAUUAACAAAAAUGGGUCUUUUUGGGCGAUCACAAGAUAAAAAUCCAAAAGAAAUGGUUAAUGAAUGGACACAUAAAUUACGCAAAGAAAGUAAUCAAAUUGAUAGACAGGUUAGAGCAAUUCAAAGAGAAGAAGAUAAAGUAAAACGAUCUUUAAAAGAUGCUGCCAAAAAAGGUGAUAAAGAUGUUUGUAAAAUCUUAGCAAAAGAAGUUAUCCGUGCUAGAAAUGCAUGUAACAAAUUACAUACAUCAAAAGCACAUUUAAAUUCUGUUACUUUACAAAUGAAAAAUCAACUGGCUACUAUAAGAGUCGCAGGUUCUGUAUCAAAAUCUACAGAAGUUAUGCAGGCAAUGCAAGCACUUAUCAAAGUACCUGAAGUAGCAGCAACUAUGAGAGAACUUUCAAAAGAAAUGAUGAAAGCGGGUAUAAUUGAAGAAAUGAUGGAUGAAACAUUAGAUUCUUUUGAAGAUUCGGAAGAAAUGGAAGAAGCUGUAGAUGAAGAAGUAGACAAAAUUCUAUGGGAAGUAACUGCUGGACAAAUGGGACGUGCACCUGAUGUUGUUACUGAUACCCUGGGAGCAUCUGCAUCCAAAGAAGAAGAUAUUGACGAACUCAAUGAUGAUAAAGAACUUGAAGACAUGAAAAAUAGGUUGCAAAGUCUGCGUAGUUAGAUUUAGUUCUAGA
Messenger RNA from Ceratosolen solmsi marchali, 730 nucleotides. RefSeq names its product vacuolar protein sorting 24 (gene Vps24). Lineage: Eukaryota; Metazoa; Arthropoda; Insecta; Hymenoptera; Agaonidae. The coding region runs from base 58 to 717 and encodes 219 amino acids. The record is from RefSeq and is a predicted model, not a curated record. Gene Ontology annotation, biological process: vacuolar transport. The transcript has 4 exons.